AUGGCUGAACUGAUGCCGUCGGACUCCAGAAGGUGAGACCAAAACAGAGAUAAAAGUCAGGUUUUUAAGACUGAAAUCAGGUUUACUGGAGAGAGAGCUAAAGACACAGCCUGAGUGAAAACCAACACUCUGAUCCCUCCAUAUGCAAUUUGAGUUAAUACCUCCAACAGCCCAUAAUAAGCUUGAAUUAAACUCAUUAUACUGGAGAAAACUCGAUUUAGAGAGGAGCCUGCUGCAAAAACACAAGUUUUACUGACAUUCAGAGAGUCAUUCGAAGAGUUAUUUAUCAUUAUUUCUAAGUAUCUAUUAUAGAUCUGAGUCCACAUUUUAUUGCAUCUAGUAAGAAUAAAAAAACUAUCCCUAUGUUGGACCAAUAACACAAAAGCUUUAAAAAAAUGUAUGUAUUCCUGUCUAGUGUUUUUCAAAGUAAAGUAAAAGGCAGAAAAGCUCUCCUUUUUCAAGGUUCGAGAUUUGUUUAUUUGUCAUGUGCAUGUUAAACAAGAGUGACAGUGCAAUGAAACGCCCUGGAUGAGAGGAUAAAACACACAAUAAGUACUGAAAGGAAUACAAUAAAAUAAGGAUACAAAAAUAUUUAAGCCGAAUAAAAGUAUAAGAGAAAUAUUUACAAAGUUUACAAAUGCAGUAGGUUCUGAGUGUGAAUGCAUGAAAUGGAGGAUAAGUCGGGGGGAUAGAUAUGAAAAUUGUCAUAUUGCACAUGAUAAAUGAUGGUGAAAGAGUUGCUGUAUUGCACAUGGUAUUAGAUGGUAUUCAGGCCUUUUGCUGUUAAAAAAAAAAGUGGUGCAUCAAAACAAAAGUGUUUUUAUUCUGCGGGGGAAUUCAGUCACGUUAAUCUGACGCCAGUAUCAGCUGCUGUCUCUGCUGUAAAAUCCUUAAAUUUAGAUGUUUCUUUGUGUGUUUUCUCGCAGGUGUACUUAUUUCUUCCUCUACGAUGGAUCAAAGGUCAAAGGUGAAGGCGACCCGACAAGACAGGGAAUCUGCUACUUCUACCCUGAAGAGGUCUGACCCUCAGAUUAUGCCGUAUCACAGAUUGACUUGAGCGUGUUUUCAUGGGUGUCUGUGUUCCUGUCAGACCUCCUUAGAUAAGCAGGAGCUGCUCUGCGGUCAGCUGGCUGGCGUGGGCCGCUGCGUCUCUGAGCUGUCCUUCUCUCCGGUCCGGAUACUGAGGCUGCGCCGCAACAAGUUUGCGAUACGCAUGAAGGAUGACUUCUUCUGGGUGAGUGGGCUCAGAUUUGUGUUUACUUCAGAGUAUUUUCCUCCCCUGAGUUUACCAAAGUUAUUUCAGGGUUGUGUUGUUUUUGUUUAAUCUCUCAGGCUCUCGGCUGCUCAGUGGAAGUCCCCACCGUGAGUGUGUGUGAGCUCCUGGAUCAGCUCAUAAACCUCUUUUGUUUCUACAACGGAUCUGUCAGACGGAGCUACCAGGUGCAGAGUUGUUGUUGUUGUGUAACAGUCAUGCACUUCAGACUUUUUGAGGUCUGAGUUUCGUUUUUAAGAGAACAUAAUUUCAGGUGUUUUUUCACAUCUUUGUUUUGCGCUGCAGCUCAACAGCAGGGGGGCUUUGGCCGCUCGAUGGGCGCAGUACCUCUCACACCUGCAGUCCGGAUGCUCAGAGCUUCACUAUAUCUUCAGCUGCUUGAAGACUCUGGACUCGACUAAUGUGAGCACACAAACCGUUGACUUCUUCAUUCAGCCUUUAGUGGAUUUCAGCGCUGCUGCUUCAGAUGUUUUCAGACAGGAUAUGACUGUUUCAUAACGUCUCUGGUCUUGUGAAAGAGCACACGCUGUGAAGAGGCAGAUUUAAUCUUCGGUUCAUUUGUAGCUGCUGGAAAGGUUAAUUAAAAAAUUAUUCUGUUAAUGCCUUUUCUGAUCUCAGUAAAACACAAAGGGACGUGCAGAAAUAAAACAGUUCACACAAAAUGUAAAAACUUUAUAUUCACACAACCUCAAAAGGAUUUUCAUGCAGGACAGAUUCUUUAUUUAUCUUGAUUUAUGAACUUUUUAAGUAAUUAGUUUUUCUCUUCCGGACUCUCAGGUCGACCCGUUACUCCUGCUCAAAGCCGCCCUCAUCCUGCAGGCCUGUCAGCGCUGCCCUCUAGUGUUGGCAGGCUGUAUUCUCUUCAGAGGAAGGUGAGCUGAUGUUUCAGUCAUACUCCUCCUCCUCCUCCUCACAGCUCGACACUUUUAAUGAACGGCAGGUUUUUAUUUUUUAAAGCUGAUUUUUUCUUCACAGAGUGGUGAGCACACAGAUGAGUCCACAGCUCACCAUGAAGGUCAUGGUUCAGGAGAACGAGACGUACAACAAGGUAGGUAACGGGUGAGGGGGGGAUAACAGGAUGAUGUCUGAAAGAUCUACUCUGUCUCUACUUUCCUCCCUCCUUCUCUUCUUCCUUUUCUCCUUCUCCCCUCUCUCCUUUCCUCCAUCCUUCCUUUCCUCCUUCUAUCCUUCUCUCCUUUAUUUCUUUCUUCCUUUUCUCCUUCUCUCCCUCCCUCCCUCCCUCUCUUUUUUCCUCCCUCUCACCUUUCCUCACUCCUUCUCUCCUUUCCUCCCUCCUUCUCUCCUUUCUUUUCGUCCUUCUCUCCUUUCCUCCCUCCUUCUCUCCUUCUUUCCUUUCCUUCUUCUCUCCUUUCGUCCUUCCUUCCUUUCCUCCUUCUAUCCUUCUCUCCUUUAUUUCUUCAUUUCUUUCCUACUGCUCUCUCUUUCCUCUCCCUCUCCUUCCCUCCCUCCUUCUCUCUUUCCUGUCCUCUUUCCCUUCCUCCUUUCCUCCCUCCCUCUCUCCUUUCCUCCCUCUCUACUUUUCUCUCUCCUUCUCUCCUUUCCUCCCUCCUUCCUUUCCUGGCUCCUUCUCUCCUUCUUUUCUUUCCUCCUUUUCUCUUUUCCUCCCUCCUUUCUUUCCUCCUUCUAUCCUUUUCUCCUUUAUUUCUUCCUUCCUUUCCUACUGCUCUCCCUUCCUCCUUUUCGCCUUUCCUCCGUCUCUCCUUUCCUUGUCCUUCCUUUCCUCCUUCCCUCCCUCCUUCUCUCCUUCCUUUCCUCCUUCUAUCCCUCUCUUUUUUCCUGUCUCUCCAAACAGAUCAGAGAAACCAGAGUGAUGAAAAGAUGAAAUGAAGACAUGAAAAACGUAUUUUUAUUAAACUAAUCUUUGUGGAUUAAUGAGCAGGAGGCCUUUAACGAGGGAAGUGAAGUGAAUAAGAGCUAAUGUAUGAAUGAAGUAAUGAGGUAUAUAUAUAUAUAUAUAUAUAUGUCUGUAAGUAUAAGUUCAAAAUGAAAACAGAAAAGAAGAUAAAGAGCCCAGGAAGAGGAGUUACUGCGUAUCCUGUUACUGAUGAUGGAUCCAAAACAAAACAAAGUGAUUUUGUUGCUGCUGCAGCAGCUCCAGGACAGAGUUAUUGAAUAUCUUUGCAGCACGUCUCAGUGUUACGCUCUCUUACAAUCACAGAAAGGUGAAGGAAAGUUGUUCAGCUUGCAGGACGGCCUGUUCUUGUUGUUUUUAGCUCUUUGUUCAUGUCACAGAGGAGCUGGAUUUGUCUUUCAUGUUGUCAUUUGAGCGUGAGCUUUGUCCUCUCUCUCUCUCUCUCUCUCUGUCUCUCUCUCUGUCUCUCUGUCUCUCUGUCUCUGUCUCUCUCUCUCUCUCUCUCUCUCUCUCUUGUUGGUUGACCUGAUCGUCAGGUGGUAGACGUCAUCAUCUCUUUUAGCUUUUUACUGUAAUUUUAUCACCUGGUUCUGCUCAGUAAAAAACUUCUCAGUCACAGAAAUGUGAUUAAAUGUCAGUUUUUAUUUCCACUCAUGGUCCUAAGAAGCUGUUUCCCUCUUGAUUCAGGCGCAGAGGUUAAACGGCGAGAGAACCUCCAGCCCGUUUGGCGGCGACGUCUGCUACACGACGGUCUACCUGACCAUGUCGGAGCUUCAGUUCCUGCAGUCGGUCCCUGCGGACAAAGACUUCAGGUAACCUCUCCUCUCAUUAGUUCUUGUCUUACCGAAGCUUUUGUUCAAUAACGUGUGAGAAAGUUCAAACUCGUCUUCUCCCCUCCAGCUCUCAUUCAACGCCUCACAAAGACACGCCCCCAACGAGGACCCGCCUGUCCAGGACUUUGUCUGACAUGUCCGAGUCCGAGAACUCAGACCCGGGUUGCUCCCAGUCUUACCUGAAGGUUUCGUUCAGCCCUCAUUUGUCAGACUGCUCAGUUUUUAGUCCGUCUACGUCACAGAGCACCGGCGACCCCGCCAGCCCCCCGCCACAGCUGCUGGAGUCGUCUUUGUCCAAUGGAAACCCGUCCGAUGAAGCCGAGGAGCUGGAGGAGGAGGAGGAGGCGCUGGAAGUGUCAUAUUACCACAGUUUCAACAGCAACGAAGGCGGGGGCGGCCAGAAACAUCAGGAAGGAGACAAUUCGGUGUCUGAAGAAAGUCCACGAUUAAAUGGAGGCAGGGAGGAUGGCGACGCAGCGGGUGGGGCGGCGUUUGACUUCAGAGGGGCUGAAUGUGGACACGAAGGAGCCAGUCGAGGAGGGAGUCCUCAAGACCACAAAGCAGAGAUGAGCGGACCUUCUCCUUCCUCGAGCUCUUUUGACAAAUCAGAGGACAGCCCUCUGAUUCCCAUGAUGCUCUACCUGCACCGGGUCAAAGGUCUGGUCCUGGCUCUGCUGGCGGAGCCUCACUUCCUGAGUGACAGCUCGUCUAUGGAGGAAGUGGUGAGAACGAUGUCUGUACCCGUGAUUGUACGUGCUCAUGAGUUUGUCUUUGAGAUGUUAAUGUGGAUGUUGGUUUGUCUUCAGUAUCACAGCAGUCUGGCGUCUCUGAACGGACUGGAGGCUCAUCUGAGGAACGUGUCUCCGGUGGUUCCAGGAGCUCCAGGACCGUACGUCUUCGCCCAUUUCGACUGUAUUCAGAGCACACUGACAGGUGAGACUCAUGCAGAUCCGUUUAUUCCUCAUCUCAGGGAUCUCACCUGUUUUCUCCCACCUUUUUAACCACAACAAUACAGAGUAUACCUCUAUAUAUCAUCAUCAAUAUAAAACAUUUCUUUUCCUUUUUCCAGCUGUAUGUGUAUUUUUACAAACAUCCACAGAUAAUGUAGGAAUAAAUCAAAGAGAAUAAUCAUCGCAAAUAAACAAAGUCCACUCCGAAGUUCAGAUUUAUAGGUGCAGAUUCUAGUCAGAGGCAGGAUGACAGUAUUUUGAUCUGGACAGGAAGUUCUUACACCAUUAACAUAAACUGUUAUUGCAUCAAUAAAGGGACCACAAGUUCCCAUCUUUCAUUAAAGGAGGCCCUCCGAAGCCUGAGUGAAACUGUGAUCUGCUCUGUUUGAUAAAUAUCCCAGACUUUUUGAAUCCAGAUAUCGUUUGAGGGAUGUUCUGAUGGUUAUAGACUCAAUAAUAUGUUUUAAGAUGUUUUUUUUUCUGACCUCCUGUUCAAACCUUCAGGUAUUUCUCCCAGUAUUUCCACCUUGAGGUCUUGUGGGAUAUUCAUUUUAAAAACCUCCUUCAGGGCGUUGAAAACCUCCGUCCAAAACACACUUAAUUUAGGACAAUUUAGCUUUUUUCCCACGUUACUUUUAUUUCUCCUCUCCUCUACGUUUCUCGUGUCUUAGUUCUGUACCUGUGAUACUCAAAAGUCUGAAUCUCUUCUGAAACUCAUGAAUCUCCUGUCCUCUUUCAUAUCUAGUAUCUCAUCCCUCCUUGCCUCUGCAGUCUUGUCUUUAAUCGCUCUCACUUAUCUCUGAUAAUUCUCUCUUUUCCAGCCUCUCAUUUUUCACUUUUCCCCUAACGUGAGUAUUUCCUGCUUCUCUGUUUCUCCCUUCUUCGUAUUUAUCUUUUCAUGAGUUUAGACUAAAAGACUGUGGCCCAAUCCCAAACCGCCCCCUACACACUCGGCCUUCGAGUGUCACUUGUAAUGAGUGCAUCUGAAUUGAAACAGGAGGGUAUAAACAAGAUGGGCGGGUACGGGACGCCCUCCUCACUCCACCGGAAAACAGAAAGAUGUAUCGCCAUAGCAACACAAAGAUGCGUCCUGUGCGAAGAAGCGUUUAUUUUCUUAGUAAACGGACAUCAUGUUCGGUUCUGAGCGGCACCAGCUGCCUCGUUUCUUCAUCCUCCCAGUAAAAUCAUAAAUCCAAUAACUAUUACAGCGACAGAAGCUGAAUUAUACCUCUGAUUGUUAGUGAUUCCACUCGUCUUUGAACCUCUUUACUAUUUGACGUGUGCCUGACCAAUCAAAACAAACGUCAGCACAGAGUAAGAUUUCAGAGUUUCAUUUGAUCUUUCCAAAACACGUCUUUUGUGAUUUUUUUUUGUCAGUAAGACAAAGGUGGACACAUACGGAACUUAGAUUUGUAUGAUUUAGGGCUGAUUGAUCCACUCACCCUCCUCACUCUGCGGUUUGGGACGGCCUCCAAUAUGGCCGAGCCUCUGCAGGGGCGUGCAAAUGGAGGGAGAGUGUGUAGGGCGAGUGUUUAGGGGGCGGUUUGGGAUUGGGACUUAGAGACUUCGACUUUCUUUAUUUGUCAGUUCACAGAAUAAAACAAAGCAGUAAUUUCUCUCUGCGAUGAAACGUCGCUGCUCGGCUUCCAUAUCACAGCAUGAUGGUGUUUUAUUUAAUAUACAUUAAAAAAUAAAAACAGUAAAAACUAAAGGUAAAAUAGCAGCAUGGUGAGUGAUAUCGCACUUUCUGGAGGUAGAGUAAUAGUGGAAUAAAAACCAAAUAAAGAAAAGUAUAUAUAAAUAGAUAUAUGUUCUUAUUUACAGAUAAUAAAUAGUAAAAACAGGAACACAGUGCAGCAGGGUGUGAGUGGGAAGUUAUAUGUGGGGUCAUUUGACAUUUAUGCAUACGAUAUUUGUGUUGUUUAUAGUGUAAAUACUUGUAAAUUAUCUCUAUAUGUUUACUUAUUUUAUCUAUUUAUCUCUAUAUUUUUUACUUAUUUUUACUUAUUAUAUCUAUUAUUUAUCUCCUCUUUUUACUGUAUUUGCACUGGAGUAAUUUCCCCCUGGGGAUUAUUGAUUUAGCAGUCUGACAGUGAGGGGGAAGAAACUGUUUGUGAAUUUUGGCUGUUCUGCAGCUCAUUACUAAGCCUGGGGUCGGUGUUGUUGUUUUGUGCAGCAGGCGUGUCCGUCCAGGUAAACACGCCGCCGCCGGCCGCUGACGUACUGACUCUCUUACUGUUAUUGUGUACCUCUGCAGCCAACCUGUCUGGUCGACCAGGGGGAGCCCCGGAGCGUCCCUUUGUGAGAGCCACAUCACUGCUCCACUCGCAUUUCUAUAACACUGAAACUCUGCAGGAGGCUAUUAUCAGGUCGGUAUGGCAGUGACAUGAUGGGUUGGGUGUGGGGAGGGGUCUUAACCUUUUCAUGGCUCUGCAAGUAAAAGUUGGGGGUUGGGAUUGUUUCUGUCAUCUCUAUCAUCUCAUUUCUGCAGAGUUAGUUUCUGUUUCUGUACGUGCACGGAUCAAACUUCAACGUGUGUCAUUUACUAAAAAAGAAGAAGAGCAGUCGUAUCGUCUUAUUUCUUCCUCACAUCACUCGCUCUUCAUCCUUUCACAUGCGUCAUUGUUCGACGUGCUUGAAAUGUAAAUGCGUGGGACAUUUUCCCCGCAGGAGUGCUGGUGCUGCGGUGUAUGGAACCCGCAGCGUGGCCCAGGAGACUUACUUCCAGCAGCACGGGGGAUCUGUAAGGAACUCUGGGAUCCCUAACCACCAGGACAGUGCGUUCUCGCUGCCCAGCAAGGCCCGACACAGGCUCCUCAAACACGGGGUCAACCUGCUCUGA
Xyrichtys novacula (pearly razorfish) is the source of this 7771-nucleotide messenger RNA. Lineage: Eukaryota; Metazoa; Chordata; Actinopteri; Labriformes; Labridae. The record is from the annotation of a GenBank genome assembly.